AUGGCAGUGUUCACGUGGCCAGACAUCUCUCACCUCUCCGCCUCAAGGCCGGAGCUUAUCAAUGUUCUGAGGCAGAUGGGCCAGCAGGUCAAAUGGCCUCAGAAGAUGAAAGCCCCCGACUCUUUCCGGAACCCUGGCUUCUGGAAAGGGCACCUCAGGGAGUUCCUUUCCGAGAAGGCCAAGGGCCAUCUAAGCAAGGAGACAACGGGUAAGCCCACUGAAGCUGUUCCCGUCUUGCCACCGCGACAGGACCGAGUGAUCCAUGUAAUCUCGGGCAGUUCAAAAAUCAGUGGCAUAAGCCAUGCAGCCGUGAAGAAAAGCACCUGGAACGCCAAGCACAGCCUAGAGGCAGCCAAGCCAAAACGCCAGCUCGUAAGGACGGACGAAAUAAGUUUCAUGGCCAAGGAGCAGGAGAAAGUCCUCACUCCUCACCACGACGCCCUGGUUAUCUCGCUCACUCUAGCAAACUGCCUGGUAAAAAGGAUACUGGUAGAUAACAGAAGCUCGGGCAACAUCAUCUUCCAGGCCGCAUACAUGGACCUGGGGCUGGAGAAAGGCGCUCUAACAUGGAGGGUAACCCCCCUUAUAGGUUUCAGCGGGGAAGUCAAGCAAACCGCCUGGGAGAUAACCCUCCCCGUGUACGCCGAAGGAGUCAACAUGCCAACCAAAUUCCUCGUGGUUGAUUUCGAUUCGUCCUACAACAUCAUCUUAGGACGGCCCUGGAUCAACAGAAUGGGGACCGUCCCCUCGACUCUUCACCAAAUGGUGAAGUUCCCUACGCCCUGGGGCAUAAAGGCGAUCAGAGGGGAUCAAGAAUAUUCCCGCUCCUGCUAUCAGACCACUCUGAAGGGAAAGACCAAGGUCUUAUAG
Molecule: messenger RNA, 870 nt
Organism: Brassica napus (rape)
Lineage: Eukaryota; Viridiplantae; Streptophyta; Magnoliopsida; Brassicales; Brassicaceae
Exons: 2
Coding region: 1-870 (289 amino acids)
Source: RefSeq, a predicted model, not a curated record